Nezara viridula (southern green stink bug) is the source of this 705-nucleotide messenger RNA. The record is from the annotation of a GenBank genome assembly. Lineage: Eukaryota; Metazoa; Arthropoda; Insecta; Hemiptera; Pentatomidae.
AUGAAAUUGAAAUAAUAUUGAGUGUAUCCAGGUCUAUCUACUGUCCAGUCUAUGAUUAAAAGCAACCCCUGCUUAACAAGUAAGAAGACUAUGUUGGGACAAACAUUUAUAAAUCAAUUUCCUUCUAUUUUAACUACUGAUGUAGUUCUCAUUUCAAUAAUUUUAAUCCAAUUACUUGUGAUUGUAUGGAUAAGAUCUUUCAAAAAAAGUGAAAAUAAACACAAAAAUGAAUAUAUUAAAACCAAAGAGGAUUUGAGAUUCAAUCGAGCGAAAGGAAAUAAUGAAAAUAUGAUAUUUUUAGAAGAAAUAUAUUUAGAACUUCAGGCACUAAAAAGACUGCACAACAAUAUUUUCAGGAGCAUUCUGAGAAUGGACUUAAAGAUAAAAAAACUGAUUCAGCUUAAACAUCGGCAGCAUUCUAGGAGGAACAAAUAUAAAGAAAAACUCAAAUCACAUAACCUAAUUAAACCUGAAGAAACUUUUCAAGUAAAGGAUAUGACACAUAUUUUCAAUGAAUUGCAGGAUAUAGAUGAACUCCUAAACCAAACCAGAGAAAAGACGGCUAUCAACAGAAAGAAUAUGUAGUUUAUAUUUACAUAGUAUUUCUAUCCAAUGAUCAAUGAACAGCAAUAAAAUAUCAAAAUAUGAAUGUUCUACUACAUAAUUCAAGUAUCUUGAAGAAAUGUAAGAAUAAAACAAACAUUG